UUGAUCGCAGCUUCCCUGCAGUGACGUAGGCAGUGGUGGUGCUUCCUUGUUUGUUUUCUGAGCUAAAGCGAAACAAGACGCCCCGUUUCAGAAUGCAUAUGUCCAGGGUUGGGAUUUACAUAAAGAGGAGAAAGAGGGGCUGCUCUCAAGACUGAACAUUUUUUGUCUUCCUCCAUCUGGCUGUUUCUCACUCUGCCUCUUCUGAUUGGUGCUCAUCCCCACGCCCCCUCGCCAACAUGCUGUGUUGGGGGAAUGCAAAGGAUGGACAGCUGGGUAUUGCUAUGGAGAGGAACCCCAUGUUUGAGCCAAUGAACUGUCAUGUGUUCAGUGGCAGGGGCCUGAAAGAGAUAGCCUGUGGAGGGCAACACUCAAUGUUCCUGCUGCAUGAUGGUAGUGUGUACACAUGUGGUUCUAACAGCUGUGGACAACUGGGCCACAACAAACCAGGGACUUCCCCAGAGCUUGUAGGAGCUCUGGAUACUCAGACGAUAACAAUGUUGUCGAGUGGUCGGGCCCAUUCGAUGGCGGUGAAUGAACAGGGUCAAGUGUUUGCGUGGGGAGCCGGUGAAGGGGGCCAGCUUGGUCUGGGGACUGCAGAGGAGGCUGUUCGAAUCCCAAGGUUGGUUAGAAGGCUGUGUGACCACCGGAUCUCUCAAGUAAUGUGUGGGAAUCAGCACUGCGUUGCACUUUCUAGAGAUGGUCAGCUGUUCACAUGGGGCCAGAACAACAGUGGUCAGCUUGGUCUGGGGAAAGGAGAGCCCAGCAGGCUGCUGCCUUAUCCCCUGAAGUCUCUGGCUGGUAUUCCCUUUGCACAGAUAACCACCGGGGGAGACCACAGCUUUGCUCUCUCUUUGUCCGGAGCUGUAUUUGGUUGGGGCAAGAACAGAGCUGGACAACUGGGUCUCAAUGAUAAACAAGACCGUGCUGUUCCGUGCCACAUCAAAUUUUUGAGAUCUCAAAAAGUUGUUCAUAUCAGUUGUGGAGAAGAACAUACAGCAGCCCUCACAAAGGAUGGCGGCUUGUUUACAUUUGGUGAAGGCUCGUGGGGUCAGCUGGGUCAUGGCUCCACCAAUAAUGAACUUUUACCCAGACGAGUGGUGGAGCUCAUGGGCUCUGAGGUGUCCCAGAUCACCUGUGGCAGCUACCAUACGUUGGCCUUUGUGCCUUCCUCUGGUGCGGUGUAUGCAUUUGGCUGUAACAGCCAUGGCCAGCUUGGCACAGGAAUGCGGGGGGAUGCUAAGAGCCCAUUACCUGUCAAGGCCAGUUUCCUGACUGGAAAUGUUCAUACUACAGUGACCAGAAUCAUCAGUGGAGGAGACCAUAGCUUCUUAUUGUACUCUAAUGAUCAGAGUUACGUCCCCCCAGAAGACUUCAGAGUGAUUAAUGUCAGUAAAUCAAUCUCCCAAAUCAAUUAUGAAAGAUUAAACUCAUGGCGGUUAAAGCUGAUGUACAGCACAGAUUCCAAUGUCAAAAAAGACAUCAUAAUUCAACUCUCCUCUACGGCUUGUUGGAACGGCAGCUUUUUGGAUCAAAGUGAUGAUACCCACUUCAAAACCAACCCAAAGAUCCCCGGCAUCGAUCUCAACUCUGUCAGAAAGCUAUUUGAGACGCUAAGCAAACCCGCUUUCUCUGGACUUCUGGAGCAGGCCACUAAGAGUUUUGAGAGUAUGAUGAUCCCUCAGCUGCCGCGCUCCCCUCCUGAUGUCGAGGCCAUGAGGAUUUACCUCAUCUUGUCUGAGUAUCCAGCCCUGAUGGACUCCAAAAACUACAUCCGCCUCACUAUCCCCCUGGCAAUGGCCAUUAUCCGCCUAGACGCCAACCCCGGCAAAGUAUUAGAUAACUGGUGGUGUUUAUUGGAGAACAGCGUGUUCACCAGAAUGGUCGACAUGUACAAGAGCAUCGUUGUGUUCAUGCUGACAGGAGGCAAGGCGCUGCUCGUACCAGUGUUCUACGACAACUAUUUAGAUGCCACGCUGAGGCUGCUGGAGAAACUCCACCAGGUAAAUUUAAGGGCCAACCAUGUGGAGUACAACCAUUUUUAUAUCCCUGACAUAACCAGCCUGGUGGACAUCCAGGAAGACUACCUCAAAUGGUUUCUGAGUAAAGCUGACAUUAAAGCGGGAUCAGUCCCCCGUUCACAGAGUGACGUUCCCGCAGUGAACCUAUGUGCCUACCCGUUCAUACUGAACGCUCAAGCCAAGACAACUAUGCUGCAAACAGAUGCUGAACUGCAAAUGCAGAUGGCAGUAAGCGGUGCAAACUUACACAACGUCUUUAUGCUGCUCACACUGGAACCCCACCUUGCUAGGAACCCUUACUUGGUGCUCCAUGUUCGCAGGGACCAUUUAGUAAGUGACACACUACGUGAGCUCACCAUGUACUCAGAUGUGGACCUCAAGAAACCGCUCAAGGUGAUCUUUGAUGGAGAGGAGGCCGUGGAUGCAGGUGGAGUAACUAAAGAGUUUUUCCUGCUGCUGUUAAAGGAGCUGAUGGAUCCUGUAUAUGGGAUGUUCAGUUAUUACAAAGAGUCCAACCUGCUGUGGUUCUCAGACAAAUGUUUUGUUGAGCAGAACUGGUUUCACCUGAUCGGGAUCAUCUGUGGUCUGGCCAUCUACAACUCCACAGUGGUGGACCUCCACUUUCCACUCGUUCUCUACAAGAAGCUGCUCGAUGUGCCAUCAACGCUGGACGACUUCAAGGAGCUCUCCCCCACCGAGGCCAGGAGUCUACAACAACUUCUGGAUUAUGAAGGAGGUGAUGUGGAGGAGACGUUUCUUCUCAACUUUGCUAUCACCAGAGAGAACUACGGGUUGACAGAAGUCAAGGAGCUCAUUCCUGGAGGAGAGAGCAUCAGUGUGGACAAAAACAACAGGAAGGAGUUUGUGGAAGCCUACCUGCGCUACGUGUUCUUAGACUCGGUGAGCGAGCAGUACUCAGCCUUCUCCUCUGGCUUCCUGAAGGUGUGCGGGGGGGAUAUCCUGUCGCUGUUCCAGCCCUCUGAGCUGAUGGCCAUGGUGGUUGGCAACAACAACUACAACUGGGAGGAGAUGGAAAAGAAUGCUGUUUACAAAGGGGAAUACACAGCCACUCAUCCAACAGUCAGAUUGUUCUGGGAGGUUUUCCACGAGUUCCCUCUGGAGAAGAAAAAGCAGUUCUUAUUGUUCCUGACCGGCAGCGACCGUAUCCCCAUCCACGGCAUGGAGAGCCUGCGUAUCGUCAUCCAGUCCACCACAGCGGAGGAGCAUUACCUGCCGGUGGCCCACACCUGCUACAACCUCCUAGACAUGCCCCGCUACCAGACCAAAGAGAUCCUGUGUCGCCGUCUCACUCGAGCUGUGGAGCAGUACGAGGGCUUCAGUCUGGUCUAAGGAGGUUUUGAUGCACUUUUAACAGCCAUACGACCCCCAUGUCAAAAGAGUGUAAUGGGGGACUUUGGGACACAGGAAGGUCACUCUCUUUAUAUGCUCUAGCAAGAUUGCUAAACAUCUUGAAUCUGAAAGGUCUAUCUAUGUAAAAUGUAGAGUAUUAUUGUUUUUAUUUCUUUGGGCAAAGUUUCUCAACCUUUUUGGACAAUUUGGGAGCUACUUCAAAUGCUGGGGUAUGGAUAUAUAGUUGAAGUAUAUCACAGUUCUGAAAUAAAAAUGGUCUUACUUACAUUGUCCUGGGAAUCCCAACCUUUUGUAACCAAAAAUCAAAAGUCGGUUGAGAAACUCUGUCUUUAGGUGUUUUAUUUUUGUGUUCUUUUUUUUUUGUUGCACAGCUGUGUUUUAUAUUCAACUCCUUAAAUUCUAUUUUUUACCUUUAAAGAGUUAUGUUAUUACCUAGAGACAAUAAAUCAACGUUUUGUUACUUGA
This is a messenger RNA of Etheostoma cragini (Arkansas darter), 3854 nucleotides long. RefSeq names its product HECT and RLD domain containing E3 ubiquitin protein ligase 3 (gene herc3). Gene Ontology annotation, molecular function: ubiquitin-protein transferase activity. NCBI's taxonomy places the organism in Eukaryota, Metazoa, Chordata, Actinopteri, Perciformes, Percidae. The record is from RefSeq and is a predicted model, not a curated record. The transcript has 25 exons. The coding region runs from base 237 to 3368 and encodes 1043 amino acids.